Polyodon spathula (Mississippi paddlefish) is the source of this 1048-nucleotide messenger RNA. Its product is annotated as gastrula zinc finger protein XlCGF7.1-like. Gene Ontology annotation, molecular function: DNA-binding transcription factor activity; RNA polymerase II cis-regulatory region sequence-specific DNA binding. The record is from RefSeq and is a predicted model, not a curated record. The coding region runs from base 35 to 790 and encodes 251 amino acids. Lineage: Eukaryota; Metazoa; Chordata; Actinopteri; Acipenseriformes; Polyodontidae. The transcript is spliced from 3 exons. Gene Ontology annotation, biological process: regulation of transcription by RNA polymerase II.
UGCAGAUGCGGACAGUAACCAACCUCUCAGAAACAUGAACCCCGACUGGAGUGAACAAGACUGCCGCAGGAACGGGAACCGGGGACUAUUACAAGAUCCCACAGAGAGCCAUGCUAUGUCUAAAUCUGAAGCACAGGAGGGGCCAAGGAUAGAAGCAGUUUACACACAAGAGGAGUCCUUUGACCAGGGCUGGUGUGCGAGUCUAAAGCAGGUUACAGGGCUGGCGUGUGUUAAAGAUGAAGAGGUCCCUCGACUGGAAUGUGUUCCUGUUAAAGAGGAACUCCUGGAAUGUGUCCCCAUCGCAGAAGAUGUUCCUACUGAAAUUAAUGUCUUUACACUUGAGGAGAACCACAAGCUGGGAUCCAGCAUGUAUGAUGAUUGUCCACCUGAAUGUGAACUGGGAUUUAGAGCUGCUAAAGGAUAUCUGACAGGAAGGACUCUGUUUCCCUGUGCUGAUUGUGGGAAGGGUUUCGGACGUUUCUCACAGCUUAAAAUCCACCAGCGCGUUCACACAGGAGAUAAACCUUACCACUGCUCUGAGUGUGGGAGGAGUUUCACGCAGUUACAGAAUCUUAAAAGACACCAGCGCAGUCACACAGGAGAGAGGCCUUAUCAAUGCACGGAGUGUGGGAGGAGUUUCACAGUGUUACAAAAUCUUAAAAGACACCAGCUUGUUCACACAGGAGAGAAACCUUAUCACUGUUCCGAGUGUGGGAAGAGAUUCACACAGUUAAGACAUCUUCAUUCACACCAGCGCAUUCACACAGGAGAGAAACCUUACCACUGCUAAAUGUGGGAAGAGUUUCACAUAUUUAAUUUCCUUGAAAACCCACCAGCGGACUCCCAGUCGGGUAACACAUAUGGGGCUGUGUGUUCGUGUACCUUUCUGUCCGUAUGUAUUAAAUAUUCUCACAGAGCAUGAAACGCAGGAGUGCAGAAAUAAAGGAGAUGUAUUAAAUUAUACCUAAAGUCCCCAGGAGCAGUCACAUUGACAGCCACACAGAAAACUAUUUUAUUUUGAUUAUACAGAAUGGUAUUCCACCUUAUU